GAUCACUACCUAAGGCAUCAGGUUAUUAUAUAAAUAGGUCUGUCAAACACAUGGAAAGUCAGAGCAAGGUUGGGAGCUUCAACAUUUAGGCAGUAGACUCCAAGAAGCACACCACAACAAUGAAGUCCUGGUUUCUGUUCCUACUGUGUGUAGCAUGUUGCACGGCAUUCCCUGCUAGGAUACAGACAGACUCCAAUCAGAACAAUGAAGCAGUUGCUAAGGAGUACUUGAAAAAAUUCUACAAAUUUGAGGAGGAUGGGAUCUCCAAGUCAGGACAACUUAGCAAUAGUGCAUUUUUGGAUAAAAUUCAUCAGAUGCAAGAAGUUUUUGGAUUGGUGGCCUCUACAAGACUGGAUGAAGAAACCUUAGCAAUAAUGAAACAACCUCGUUGUGGUGUCCCUGAUGUUGGCAGUUUUAGCAUCUUUGGAGGAAAUGCUGUGUGGAAGAAAAAAGACCUGACAUACAGAAUUCAGAACUAUAUUCCACAAAUGACCAGAGAUGAGGUGGACCAGGCCAUUCAGAAGGCUUUCAAAGUCUGGAGUGAUGUCACCCCUCUUACCUUUACCAGAAUCUAUGACGGUGUCUCCGAUAUUGAGAUGUUGUUUGCAUCUAAAGAUCAUAAAGAUUCUCUCCCUUUUGAUGGUCCAUUUGGUGUUCUGGCACAUGCACUUGCUCCUGGAGAUAAGAUGGGUGGAGAUGUACAUUUUGAUGCAGAUGAGAAAUGGACAAGUGGAUCAGCUGGUGUUAACUUGUUCCUUGUGGCUGCUCAUGAACUUGGCCAUUCCCUUGGGCUUGAUCACUCUAAAGAAUCAAAUGCCCUUAUGUUCCCAAACUACCAUUACAUCAAUCCCAAUACAUUCCAGCUUUCUGGGGAUGACAUCAAUGGAAUCCAAUCACUGUAUGGACCAAAAGAAAAGGCAGUUGUGCCAACUAAAGCAAGCCCUCCAAAAAAAGCAAGCGUCCCCAUAAACUGUCAGGAGAGCAAAUCUUUUGAUGCAGCCACAACACUGCGAGGGGACAUUCUGUUUUUUAAAAACAGAUACCUUUUGCGCAAGAUUGCCGGUAAAUCAGAAGCUGAGCAGUUUGAGAUCAAUUCAUUCUGGCCUUCCCUUCCAACUGACCUUGAUGCAGCCUAUGAAUAUCAGAAAAAAGACCGGGUUCUUCUCUUUAAAGGAACAAAAUACUGGGUUCUAAGAGGCUACACAAUUGAGGAGGGAUUCCCUAAGAACAUCUACGAACUUGGCUUUCCCUUGACUGUAACGAAAAUUGACGCAGCUGUCCACAGUGAAGAAACAAGGAGAACUUAUUUCUUUGUUAAUGAUCGGUAUUGGAGUUAUAAUGAAGAAAAAGCACAAAUGGAUAAAGAAUCUCCCCAGAGAAUCAGAAAUGGUUUCCUUGAUGUUGGAAACAAGGUGGAGGCAGCCUUUCAAUCAAAUGGAAUGCUCUAUUUGUUCAGUGGGAAUCAGCAGUAUGAAUUCAGCAUGAUAAAGAAGAAAGUCAAUCGUCUGCUAAAGUACACCAGCUGGCUGAACUGCUAAUCCAGACACACUAGCUGUGAUAUAAAGAGUGUC
Molecule: messenger RNA, 1571 nt
Organism: Xenopus laevis (African clawed frog)
Lineage: Eukaryota; Metazoa; Chordata; Amphibia; Anura; Pipidae
Product: matrix metalloproteinase-18
Exons: 10
Source: RefSeq, a predicted model, not a curated record